AUGCCAACAGGCAUUAGUGGGUCUCAUGAUUUUGCUUCGGUGACUUUGCGGUUAAAAGAUGCAUUAGCUGAGUUGUUAGGUGAGAAAGCGUACUCUCAUAAAGACACUGAUGGAAACCUUCAAUUGAAUGCAGUGGAUAAAGCAUAUUAUCUUGAGUUGAUCAAGAGUAUUACACAGAGCAAAUUAUAUGUUUCCACGCCAUCGAAAGAGGACGGAGAAUUAGAUUUAUCACGGAAACGUGCGAAGUUUUACCGUCUCUUAGGCCAGGAAGAGCUAGUAGCGAAAAUUUGGGAAAUAGCUACCGAUUGCAUUGAUGAAGCUGCAGACCAUGUUAUUUCGGAAUUGAUAGAAAGCAUGGCUUUAGAGAGUGACUUCGAAGCAGCUUUUGUACAAUUAUGGCCAGAAUGUUUCUCUGGUAUUUAUCGAGUCCAAAAAAUGCUCAUUACCAAAGCUCUAACACCAUUAACAGACACCUUCCCCUUCCUGAUAGACAAAAUACCAGGUGUUCAAUCAAUUGCUGACUUUAUGGACUAUCGGCUAGUCGAAGCAGGUCUAUCAGUGCUAGGAAACAAAGUGGCUCGUAUGGUAAGGGAAACUAUAGAAACCUUGAGACGAGAUUUAAAAAAAGCAUUUGGAGCAGCUAAACUCGGUUAUAGUGAUGCUCGCAUCGAAAGCCUCAAAACACUUUUACGUGUUAUGAGCCAAUGUCGCCUCAUAGUGAUUAAGGAACAGAAAUUAUCCAUUCAGAAGGCCUAUAUCCACAGUCUCGAGUCUAUGCUGGACAAGCUCGAGAUUGAAGUCAACGAAAGAUAUCUUACAAACGUGAAGCGUGUCAUCGUUGAAGAGUGCGAAAUAUGCUGUUGUAUUGAUCGCAGUCUUGUUUUGCUUGUGAAGAAGGCUACUGCUAGUAGUCUAAUUUUUCCUGAGCAUCGUCUCCGAGAUCUUUUCAACCUUUUUGCAUUGGAGUAUGGGUCAAAACAAGAGUUUGACAUUUUAAAACUGACCCAUGUGACAAGCUGUAGACGCCAAGAAUUCUUCGAUGUUCUUGCUUCCGAGGUCACCAAAAGAUUCAAAAGCUCUUUACAGCAGCUCCGAAGUGCAGAUCAAAUCUUAUCUUACUGCAAUUCUCUUUAUUCGCUGAGAGAACCGUCCUGCCAUCAAAUCAUCAGAGCAAGCUUGAGAGAAACUUUUGGCGGUGAGUUGAAAAUUCUCGAGCCCUUUCUCAAAAGUUUGAAUGUGAUAAUCAAGCGCGGCUAUGAACUACUGAAGACAGAAGACUCCGGAGCUAAGAGUUAUCACGAAACUCAAUCUCACAAGGUAAAGUCACUUUUCAGCAUUCUGCGCGACUUCGACCUUUCCGAGCCCUUCUUCAAAAUCUUUCUGGAAAAAGGUUUUCUACGAAGAGUACUUCUGAUGGGCCAAGACUAUUUGAAGCUGGCCGCGCAUCCAUACAAUAUAGAGAAAAUGGUUUUAGACGAGUUUGAUUCGAUGUCUACCCUAAACGAGCAUUUCUCUCAGAUAUCGAAGUUAAGGGAUGACCUGGAUCGUAGCACUUUACUGCUCGAGGGCUUUAACUCUAAACAACGCAAUGAGAUCGAAUUAUUCCCAAUGAUUUUCGAGCGUAAGAACAUCCCUAGAUCUUUCCAGGAGCUUCCAAAUUAUGACAUUGACCUCCCCCCAUUGUUGCGACAGCAAUGGAGUCAGUUUCACAGAUUCUACUUGAAGAGCGAUUCUAAGUCAGGACUCAAACCACUGACUUUGCAAAAUUCACUUCAUCAUUUGGAAAUCCAGACAAACUUUCGGUUGGAAGAUAGUUCGCUGCUUACAUUGGAAGUAACUCUACUACAAGCGAGUGUACUUGAAAUUCUCAAUUCCCAAGAUAGAGUGACUGUCCCUAUGCUGGAAUCUUAUCUUCAUGUCCCUGCUUAUCAGAUCGAACUCACGCUUCAGCUGUUUGCGAACUCGAAUUUGUUGAAGGAAGUUAGUGGAACAUACAGCGUCAACGGAGAUUUCGUUGCAGAUCCGAGAAAAGUCAAAAAUGGGCGACUGAGAAUUGUUCAACGUGCAGCAAACAAACCUCAAAGCAAAAAGCAAGUCGUCACCUCGUCCGAGCCCGUAAACACUGAGUGGGUGCAGGAUUUGCUGCGAGCUUCUAUCGUGCGAUGUCUAAAAGGCCGAGACGGUGGUACAUCUUUCGAUGAGCUCAAGCGCUUGGUUGGAACAAGGAACUUGGGAGUUAGCAUAGGAGAAUUCAAAUCGGCGCUUGCUGCAAGUCAAGAAUACUUUACUGUCAAGGAGAGUUUGUAUUAUUAUUUAUUAUGA
This is a messenger RNA of Lachancea lanzarotensis, 2322 nucleotides long. RefSeq names its product LALA0S13e01464g1_1. Bases 1 to 2322 code for a protein of 773 amino acids. The transcript has a single exon. Gene Ontology annotation, cellular component: Cul3-RING ubiquitin ligase complex. Gene Ontology annotation, biological process: ubiquitin-dependent protein catabolic process; protein ubiquitination. NCBI's taxonomy places the organism in Eukaryota, Fungi, Ascomycota, Saccharomycetes, Saccharomycetales, Saccharomycetaceae. The record is from RefSeq and is a predicted model, not a curated record. Gene Ontology annotation, molecular function: ubiquitin protein ligase binding.